Molecule: messenger RNA, 879 nt
Organism: Olea europaea var. sylvestris
Lineage: Eukaryota; Viridiplantae; Streptophyta; Magnoliopsida; Lamiales; Oleaceae
Exons: 5
Coding region: 1-879 (292 amino acids)
Source: RefSeq, a predicted model, not a curated record
AUGGCUGAGGUUGGUACAAAUAAAUGUAUAGGAUUUGAAGUAUUUGCAAAUAAUGCGCUAACUGUUAGAGGAAGGUUGUAUGUACCAAAGGAUGAAAGUAUAAGAAAUGAGUUAUUGGAAGAAGCUCACUUCAUCCCAUAUGCUGCAUAUCCAGGUGGUAUAAAAAUAACAUCAAAGGUCAUCAAAACUGCUAAAAUCAUUGGAUAUUCCAGAAUGGAAGUGACAACAUAUAGCGAUGGACUUCGUAGUAGGUCUUCCGAGAUCAGCAAGAGGGAGAUAGUAAGAUUGCAUGGAGUUCCUUUCACCAUUGACUUAAAUAGAGACCCGAGUUGGGAGACACAUCUGACAUUAAUGGAGUAUGCUUAUGACAAUAGUUUCCAGGCUACCAUAGGCAUGGCCCUAUACAAAGUUCUUUAUGAUAGAAAGUACAGAUCUCCUAUCCAUUGGGAUGAAGUUAGAAAGAAUAGAAUUUUGGAUCCUGAAAUUAAUGAACGAACAAUUAAGGCGAUUGACAAGAUUAGGGCCAAAAUAAAAAAAGCACUGGACCAACAGAAAAGUUAUGCCGAUGUUAGAAGAAAGGAUUUCGAAUUUAGUGUAGAAGACAAAGUUUUUCUUAAAGUAACACCCAUGAAAGGUUCAUUGAGAUUUGGUAAGAAGGGAAAGCUGACAUCGCGAUUUAUUGGAUCUUUUGAGAUUCUUGAAAGGAUUGAUGCUGUGACAUAUCGACUUGCCUUAUCACCUAAACUCACAGUAGUGCAUCAUGCAUUUCAUGUUUCGAUGCUCGGAAAAUAUGUUCAUGAUCCCAAUCGUGUGGUUAGAUUGGGUCAUUGGUCGAUAGGCGAUGAGGUGCAGUUGUUGGGCCAAGAUUUAUGGGACUAA